CGUAAAAUCGGGUAGGGGUUUAGGGCAAUAAAGAGGAAGUCGCCCACAAACAAAGAUUAGGGUUUAUUAGGGUUUAUAGAUCUUGCAAGAAAAGACACCGUUGGUAGCAAUGGAUUCCUUUUCAUCGCCGUCGAGUUCAUCGUCGUCAUCGCAGAUGUCUACUGAAGACUUCAUGGAUCAGCUUAAGGUUCAACUUGCUCAGGCUUACGCCGAGGAGUUCCUCGAGACAGUGAGGGGAAAGUGCUUUGACAAGUGUAUCACUAAACCGGGCAGCAGUUUGAGUGGGGGAGAAAGUAGUUGCAUCUCCAGGUGUGUGGAUCGUUAUAUUGAGGCUACUGGUAUCAUUAGCAGAGCCCUUUUCAACCAACGGUAAAAAUCUGAAAGCAGAGUAUUUUUAUUUGAAAUGUUCAUUUGUAACUUGCAUAAUGCUUUCUUAUUAGGAAAGUGAGGACCAUAAGCCAUGUUUUUUUAUAAUUAAACUCGACGUUUUUGAUUCAAUUAAGUUUGAAACUUUCAGUCACGUAUCUGAAUGGUUUGCUUUCGUA
Messenger RNA from Helianthus annuus (common sunflower), 545 nucleotides. RefSeq names its product mitochondrial import inner membrane translocase subunit Tim13. The transcript has 2 exons. NCBI's taxonomy places the organism in Eukaryota, Viridiplantae, Streptophyta, Magnoliopsida, Asterales, Asteraceae. Bases 110 to 373 code for a protein of 87 amino acids. The record is from RefSeq and is a predicted model, not a curated record.